Molecule: messenger RNA, 2545 nt
Organism: Mercenaria mercenaria
Lineage: Eukaryota; Metazoa; Mollusca; Bivalvia; Venerida; Veneridae
Product: cholecystokinin receptor type A-like
Exons: 3
Coding region: 241-1503 (420 amino acids)
Biological process (GO): neuropeptide signaling pathway
Cellular component (GO): membrane
Molecular function (GO): neuropeptide receptor activity
Source: RefSeq, a predicted model, not a curated record
GACAAACCGAAAGUGUUAUAUUACUCCCUUAACGCAUAAAAGCAUUGUUCAUUACAUGUGAUUAGAAAACUUCUGAAACUUCUGCAGAAAAUGUGUUUAAAUAGAUAGCCAGGGUGCGCAAAUAACUUUAUACAAAGGAAUAAAAUUAAUAAACACUAACAUGUAAAUUGUAGUAGUGGCAAGUCGAAUUUUCACGCAGUUUCUGAUGAACGUUGAAAAUCUAUAACUAUUGAAAGUAAGAUGCAAGACAAUAUGAAAAGUAUUAACGAAACCUCUUUAACGUCAUUGUCAGAUCAAGACAAACUAUUGCAAGAAGCCAACCGGCGAAAAGUAAUAGAACACAUUCCUCUGAUAGUUGUUUUGUUUAUAAUAACAGUUAUCGGAAUAAUCGGAAAUAUUCUGACAAUUUCAUUUUAUGGCUUCAGAGCGAAAAGGACGCCAACCUUCACAUUAAUAAAAUUGUUGGCAAUCGUUGACCUAAUUGUCUGUUUCCUCUGCUUUACAACAAUUGCAGACCUUUGCGUAAACAUCAAGUUUACAAGUGCAGUACUUUGCAAAUUGAUGUACUUUUUAGACCAUUGGUCAAUGCAAUCGUCCGUGCUGAUACUUUGGAUAAUAUCCAUUCACAGAUACAGAAGACUCUGUAAGCCUGUUGGACGGCAAUUAACCGUGAAAUCUGCCACUAUAGCAGUCAUCCUUUUGUCAGGAUUUUCAAUGAUAUAUUGCACGAAUAUCUUUAUUACUUAUAAUCCCGUGAAAGUUAACAUCUCUACUUCAGAUGCUUCUAUUCCGAUUGUGAUUGGUCAUUACUGCACGAAUACGGAUGAACCAAAUUUGAAUGGUGUCCUUCUUACUUUCCAUAUCAGUGAUGUUGUAUUAGUAAUAUUUUGUUUCAUUACAUUUGUCUUUACAUACGGCAAUAUCUGGCGAACGGUUAGAAAACACAACAGGAAAACGGCGGCAAUACAUAACGUUCCAUCUAAACACCCAAGGCAAAAGUUAGCGGAUGUCCGUUUAGAUAGCAAAACACCGAUAAGUAAUGCCAGCUCUAAAGAUAAUUUGUCUGCUGAACAAGCAACAAUAUUUCAAUCGCAUAUAGAUUCAACUACUGUAGAAACAGAAAUUUUUUCAACCAAGCAAUCAGGUUCUUCUGAUCAGACUUUGGCUAAAAUUGGAAAGGUAACCGCCGUCAAAAGCUUUAGGAAGGUCCAGACACCAUCAAAAUCAGCGACAGUUACGCGUGAACGUAACAUUACCGCUGUUAUGUUUGCCGUUACCGUGGGGCUAGUGAUAUGUUUCACUCCAUAUUUCAUUGCUUCCGUCGGAAUACGAGCGAUGUCUGCCACAACAGAAGAGGAACUAAACACCGGCAUGGAGCUGGCACUUAGGUUUCCCUUCUUUAACAGUGUCAUCAACCCCAUCAUAUUUUGCGUUUUAAAUUCUCAAUAUAGAAGGUACAUUAAGGAGAAACUGACAUUAUGCUUAAAUACGGAAUCACAUUAAAAUGUAACAAUACGUGACUGAAAUUCUGGAUUACGAAUUAUGUUUUUGUUAUCUUAAAGUUUGGAAAAGGAUGUGUGUACUUAUGCUGUAUCAGGCAUUUGAUAUGACUAACUAGACAGACAAAAGAUCUACCUGUGUUUUACAAACUUUUGAUUGGCCUUGACUUCUUUUGUUCUUUCUCGAUGUCUGAUUUACAUUUCAAGUCAAACUGUGUACGUAAACAAAGAUAUUUUACCUGUCCAAACAAAGAUGUGAAUAACUAGCCUUUAAACACAUUGCGUUAUAUUGCCUGUCCUCAUUCGCUUGUUUGUAAAUGUUCUAGCUAUGUGUAACUUUGCCAGUAAAGUAUAGAAGCAUUACAUAAUAACAGAAGCGAAUAUAAAUUCUGACGCAAGACAAUAUCUUGGCGGUUUAAAACUAACUCAUUUAAUGCGUGGACAAGAAAUCAAGCCAGUGACAAAAUACUGACAAGGUAGCUUUGCCAACGGUAUAAUGUCGUAUGAAAAUUAAGUCUAAUAUUGAAAUUUAAAAGGAUAAUCAGGUAUUUUAUAAAGAAAUGGGUUAGUACAUUUUUCCGUUCAUGACCAUGGUUCUUACAGUAUACCUGAUGCGAAUUACUCACUGACACCAGACCAGAAUGAAAAUGCCACUGUACAUGAUAUACACUACCCUAUAGGUAUAUUGUAAGAACCAUGAUCAUUAAUGGGAAAGAAAAUAUAUUUACCCAUUUAAACCGUGCAUUUCUCACGUUAAACGAGCAUUUCGACAAAUGGGUACUAUGCUGCAUAUUGAACGAGUGGGUAUUUAUCUUCCUUUUGCACCAGUUACAUUGUCUCAAUAUUUUAUAUGGCAGAUUAUACUUUCGUCAAUGUUACAGGAAAAACUUGGAUUAACUUCCCUAGCGAACUUCCGGUCUAGACUACACGGUUAUGUGCACAUGUAAGGCGGAAAGUAAACAAAUAAAAGCAGAAUGUAACAUAUUCGCAAUUAUAUGAUGAAUGAAAGUCGUCUGAAAAAUUGAAAUCAUAAAGUGGUACACAUU